Messenger RNA from Mya arenaria, 7473 nucleotides. RefSeq names its product cullin-2-like. NCBI's taxonomy places the organism in Eukaryota, Metazoa, Mollusca, Bivalvia, Myida, Myidae. Gene Ontology annotation, cellular component: SCF ubiquitin ligase complex; Cul2-RING ubiquitin ligase complex. The transcript has 20 exons. Gene Ontology annotation, molecular function: ubiquitin protein ligase binding. The coding region runs from base 144 to 2378 and encodes 744 amino acids. The record is from RefSeq and is a predicted model, not a curated record. Gene Ontology annotation, biological process: SCF-dependent proteasomal ubiquitin-dependent protein catabolic process; protein ubiquitination.
UUUAUUCUACAUUUCUAGGGGCAGGUGGAUUUUAUGUUGUUUUCUAACAGGGUAAAUCCAAAUCAUGACUACUUUCAUCAUGCUUCAGAGUGUAUGUGUGGAAUCUCAUGCAGGAUUAAGAUAGGACCAAACAAGAAGACAACAUGUCGUUGCGCCCAAGGCGUGUAGAUUUUGACACCACUUGGGCAACUCUUCUGGAGACCGUCAACGGCGUGAUCACUUGUGGCAGUGUCGCCAGGGCGACCUGGAAUGACAGAUUCUCUGAUGUUUAUGCACUAUGUGUGGCCUGUCCAGAUCCACUGGGGGACAGACUUUACCAAGAAACAAAGACUUUCCUUGAAAACCAUGUCAAAACAUUACAUCAGUCUGUGUUGGAUUGUAAUGAAGAGAACCUGCUCACAGUGUACCAGCGACAUUGGGAUCAGUACAGUCAAGGUGCUAGCUUUCUCAACCAACUCUAUGGUUACUUAAACUCCACUUUCAUAAAAAAACAGAAGUACAGUGAUGCUGAUAUAAAUUAUGGAGGUUUUGCGGUAGAACUGACUGACCAAAUGUUGGAAAUAGGGGAGCUUGCGUUGGACACCUGGAAAAAGUUCAUGAUAGAGCCUAUCAAAGAACAAAUACUUGUACUUAUACUGAAUGAAAUAUUAAGUGAUCGUAAUGGAGGCAGUGUAAACCAGACAGUGUUACAUGGGGUAAUCACCUCGUUUGUGGAGGUGGAACAAUACAAGAAGAAAGGUCCCCUUCAGCUGUACGAGGAGAUAUUCGAACAACAGUUCCUCUCCGAGACUGGGCAGUUUUACAGGAGCGAGGCAGCUAAACUCAAGGAUGAGUGUACAUGUUCAGAAUACAUGGAAAAGGUUAUAAAGAAGCUACAAGAUGAAGAUUUCCGAAGUCGGAAGUUCCUUCACCCCAGCUCAUAUGGGAAAGUGACGCACGAGUGUCAGCAGAGAAUGGUGGCGGAUCACCUGUUCUUCCUACAUGGAGAGUGCCAUGAUAUGGUCCAGGCCGAAAUGCUUCAAGAUUUGGAGAACAUGUACAUGUUGUUAAAGCCAAUCCAUGGGGGAUUGCAGCAUUUAGUGCAAGAAGUUGAGAGCCAUAUACGAGCCACAGGACUAGAUGCCGUCAAACGACUAAAGGGAGACAAUGUUCCUAACCAGUUUGUAGAGUCAAUGCUACAAGUACAUAGCAAGUUUACAGAACUCCUCAAGAAAGUGUUCCGUAGCGAUCAACAGUUUGUUGGUGCUCUAGAUAAGGCCUGUGCACAUGCAAUCAACUAUAAAAACAAUCCGAAAACGCCUUGCAAAUCACCUGAACUGCUGGCAAAAUACUGUGAUAACCUGCUAAAGAAGAGCCACAAGGGAACGUCAGAGACAGAACUUGACGAGAAACUGGCGAGCUGUAUCACUGUGUUCAAAUACCUAGACGACAAGGACGUCUAUCAGAGGCACUAUUCCCGCAUGCUGGCCAAGCGGCUCAUACACCAACAGACGGCCUCCAUGGACGCUGAGGAACUCAUGAUCAAUAAACUUAAGCAAGCAUGUGGUUAUGAGUUUACCAAUAAGCUGCAUCGGAUGUUCACGGACAUCUCUGUGAGCUCGGGGCUGCAGGAUGAAUUCAAUACAGCUCUUAAAGAGACAACUACUGACCUUGGCCUUAAUUUCUCCAUGCUUGUGCUACAGGCCGGGGCGUGGCCCCUUGGACAGAGUAACCUGCCAACUUUCGCCAUUCCUCAAGAACUAGAGAAGAGCGUCAGUGAGUUUGAGAAAUUUUACAACAAAAAGUAUAAUGGUAGAAAAUUAACAUGGAUGCAUGCUUUAUGUACAGCUGAGUUGAAGCUGAACUACCUGAAGAAGCCAUACAUUGUUACAAUGGGAAGUUUCCAGAUGGCGCUACUCCUCAUGUUCAACACCUCGGACGUCAUUUCGUUUACAACCAUGGCCGAUCACACUAAGCUUGGUGAGAAAGAAAUGAACAAACAGCUACAGUCUCUGCUUGAUGCCAAACUUAUCACCACUCCAACAGAGGGUGAGAUGUGUUCACAAUCACAGUUUGAGCUCAACAUGAACUAUGCCAACAAGAGAACCAAGUUCAAGAUCACCGCCGCAGUACAGAAGGAAUCACAACAGGAGAUGGAGCAAACUCGCAGUGCCGUGGAUGAGGACAGGAAAAUGUACAUACAGGCAGCCAUUGUCCGCAUUAUGAAGGCCAGAAAAGUGCUCAAACAUACUCUACUUAUACAAGAGGUGAUAAGUCAAGCCAAGUCCCGAUUUGCACCUAAUGUCGCUAUGAUAAAGAAGUGUAUAGAAGCUUUAAUAGACAAACAGUACCUUGAACGGACUCAAAAUGCCACGGACGAAUAUAGUUACAUUGCAUAGUAGUUUCAUCAAUCUAGUAACUGCAGAAACAGGUGUAUACUGUGCUCAAUUAUCCAGGAAGAUACUUUAAUAUCACGCUACAGGAAAGUUUGGCUUACACGCAUAUAAGCAAGGCUUGUGAUACUUCAAAGUUUGUUUAUGAAAGAGUCAAGUCUGUAAGGUAUUUGCAUCUUCGCUGGGCUAAGUUUGAGUGAAAUGUGCUUUGAAGUGCUGUUAAAAGCACUUUAAUAAGCAGACUACUGGUACAGUACAGAGGGUUUGAUUUGAACUGUGUCUAAGAUCAACACUAAGUUUACCAGUAUAAUGUGUAUAAGUUGUAAGAAUUGAAAUGUGUUUUAACAUGUGCAUAACCUUCGACUGUGAUCUGCGACAAACUUUGCUGACUGCAGGAUGAAUGCAAACAUUUGAAGUGGUGAAAGUGAAAAGGUUUUAUUAGUUAUUAUACCCCCACAAACGAAGUUUGAGGGGGUAUAUAGGAGUGAGCUUGUCGGUCGGUCGGUCGGUCGGUCGGUCGGUUUUCAUGGUUUCCGGACGAUAACUCAUGAAAGGCUUGACAGAUUUGAAAAAUUUUUGGUACACAGGUGUAACAUCAGAAGAUACAGGUCAAGUUCGAUAUUGGGGCUGGUGGGGCCAAGGUCAAGGUCACUGUUACUAAAAAUAGAAAAACGGUUUCCGGACGAUAACUCAUGAAAGGCUUGACAGAUUUGAAAAUUUUUUGGUACACAGGUGUAACAUCAGAAGAUACAGGUUAAGUUCGAUAUUGAGGCUGGUGGGGCCAAGGUCAAGGUCACUGUUACUAAAAAUAUAAAAAACGGUUUCCGGACGAUAACUCAUGAAAGGCUUGACAGAUUUGAAAAAAUUUUGGUACACAGGUGUAACAUCAGAAGAUACAGGUCAAGUUUGCUAUUGGGGCUGGUGGGACCAAGGUCAAGGUCACUGUUACUAAAAAUAGAAAAACGGUUUCCAGACGAUAACUCAUGAAAGGCUUGACAGAUUUGAAAAAUUUUUGGUACACAGGUGUAACAUCAGAAGAUACAGGUCAAGUUCGAUAUUGGGGCUGGUGGGGCCAAGGUCAAGGUCACUGUAACUAAAAAAAGAAAAACGGUUUCUGGACGAUAACUCAUGAAAGGCUUGACAGAUUUGAACAUUUUUUGGUACACAGGUGUAACAUCAGAAGAUACAGGUCAAGUUCGAUAUUGUGGCUGGUGGGGGCCAUAGGUCAAGGUCACUGUUACUAAAAAAAGAAAAACGGUUUCUGGACGAUAACUCAUGAAAGGCUAAACGGAUUUGAACAAUUUUUGGUACACAGGUGUAACAUCAGAAGAUACAGAUCAAGUUCGAUAUUGGGGCUGGUAGGGUCAAGGUCACUGUUACUAAAAAUAGAAAAAUGGUUUCCGGACGAUAACUCAUGAAAGGCUUGACAGAUUUGAACAUUUUUUGGUACACAGGUGUAACAUCAGAAGAUACAGAUCAAGUUCGAUAUUGGGGCUGGUGGGGCCAAGGUCAAGGUCACUGUUACUAAAAAUAGAAAAAUGGUUUCUGCUUCAUAACUUUAAUUGGGCAUGAGAUAUUGUGAUGAAACUUGCUGUAUAGGAAGCCUCUGUGAAGACAAAGCUUGUGAUUGAAAGAUUGAAAAUGGGGCCAGAGGAGUAAAGGUUUUUGUGCACUGUUACGAAAAUAGAAAAACGUUUUCCGGACAAACAAUACAUGCAUGAUAAAAGAAGAUGCAAUGUGCAGUAACCUUGGAGUUAUGGCCUCUUUUCAUAGGAAUGGUUUGCCAUUCCUGUGUCCAGGCGGCAUUUGGGGGUAUUCGUCACUCCUGUGACAGCUCUAGUUUUCUGGUGGUGUAAAGGGGUUUAUGAGUGAAAUAAUAUUGAUAUUUCACUGUUUCAUUCAGUUAAAAUAUCAAUUUGAUAUUUUUCACUGUUUUGAAAUUUAAGUCCACUGUUGGUUCCAAAUCAAACGUCUGGGACACAAUUUCGACCAUGUCAUUUCAGAAAUGACGUUACGUGGGCAUACAAAUAAGCAUGUUUUUCUAAAAAAGUGUAAUUCAAUGAUUUUUAAUUCCAAUUUUAGGCAUAUGAUAAAAAGAAAAUUGUUUGUUUUAGUGUAAGAUAGCAAUAUAUUUCACCUUCUUAACACCAAAAAUGAACAGGUUUUGGUGCUCACCCUGAAAUAUAUUACGAUCUUACACUGAAACAAACAGUUAUCCAAAUAUCUAUCUGCCUCGAUAUGUAAUGUUACUAAGAGCCUUUUCACUUUCACCCUCAAACAGUGAAUAUUUAUAUUGUGAAGUUAAAAUCUGUGUCAAAACACAGGUUUGAAUGAAUUUAAUAUGUGUAUGUCUAAUGAACUGAUAGCCAGUUUUUGACUGGUUUCUUGGUGUUAAAUCUAUUUUUGAAUUGACUUACUAUUUCCUUUUCACAAUAUUUAAUCAAGUUGAUAAUGCAAUUUCAGCUAUAUCAAUCACAGGCAGAAUUUCUUCACCAAACCAGGUGUAAAAAACAGCUUGUGACAAUUCCUAGUUAAUCUGCUGUUUUGGGACACAACCCAGGGCUGGGUAAUGAAAUUUUUCGUAAAUGAAGUGAAGUAUACAUGGUCUUUAAAUACCUAUACCUUUCGAGGGCGUCUUAGACUGUCAUUAAAUUGUAUUGCCAGAGGCAGAGCCUUAAGUUUGCUAAUUGAUAUCGAUAUGAUAAGCAUUGUCUGGUGUUUCUUAACUUCCAUUCAAAUAAGUUACUAUACAUGUAUUAAGAUGGUGGUAACUUGUUUCUAUAACGCAGCAUUUUGUUUAAUAAUUUAGACUAGUAAUUAAGUCACAGAGCAUGAAUGAUUGAGAUUUCUGGACCCAAUUUCUCGAAACUUCUUAAGUCCCUUAUAACAGGAUUAAGCUAAUCACAUUAUUUUUGGUUUCCAAUAAAUUGUGUAAUAUUAAUUUCUUUAAGAGUUUUUAUAUAUCUUUAUGAUAAUCACAAAAAAACAUUUUUCAUUUAACAAAAUUCAAUUUUAAGUAUUUUUUUGGCUAAUUGAAAUAAGUUACUUAAGCCUAUUAAGCUUAAGAAGUUUCAGGAAAUUGGGGCCAGUUUCUACACUUCAAUUUUUUCACUCGCUACAAAUGUGCUAUGAUGCUUAUAAAGCAGGUUUUGUUAUUAGAUAUGUUGAAUAAGGCAUGCACAUUCAAUAGUAUUCCACAUUUCAAAUUAAAACAAUGCUUUAGGUUUUAGCUAAAGAGUGAUGGAAGGGUGCCUCACCCUGUCCUUGUUUUGUAUUACCAUUCUUCCCUCAUAGAGACCAGGAUGGGCACCCUUCUGCCCCCAUACAAACCAGCAUGGGCACCCUUCUGCCCCCAUACAAACCAGCAUGGGCACCCUUCUGCCCCCAUACAAACCAGCAUGGGCACCCUUCUGCCCCCAUACAUGGAGACCCGCAUGGGCACCCUGUUGCCCUCAUGGACACCAGCAAAGGCACCCUUUUGCAUUAAAUUGAAUACUUAAGUCCAUCAAACAUAUCUUUUGUUAAGUUUAAAACUUAUUAUAUAAUUAUAAAAAAUGCACAUCACAUAUUUGAAAGUUGAGCCUAAUAUACCUUCAAUUUAACACAUCCUUCAUAUUAACACAUCCUUCACAUUGUCUGUCAAAUUUAUUAUGAUCAAGUUCUUUACAGCCUUGUAAAAUGUGCCCUUUUCACUCCUAGCAAUCAUGUCAAUAUUUUGCAGCACCAUGUCAUUUUUAAAACCUGGCUUAAAUCCUAAAUAUUCCAUGUGUCCACAAAAAGAAAUAAGACAAUAGUAUUUUUGGGAAGAAAAAGUGCAAGAAUCAUUUUAGUUUAAUAGUCUUUUUCAAACAAUGCAUUCCUGAAUUGGACCCUAAAAGUAGGAAGUUUUUCAAAUUGAACCAAGAACGGUUGAGAAAUUUAAUUUCCCCAUGAUUUGCACUAGAGCAUUAUUUUCAUAUUUUAUUACAGUAUGUGCUCGUAAAAUAGGGGUCUAACAGCUGAUAAUUGUCAAUCCUGAAAAAUAGCUGAAGGUCUGUCCAUCACAAAUUGUGUCCGCUCAAUAUCUCUUGAACCAUUUAAAGGAUUUUGAAAUAACUCGCCACAAAUAUCCACCAUAUUGAGACAAUGUGCAGAGAGCAUGGUUCAACUAGCUAAGGUCAAGGUCACAAUUAGAGGUCAAAGGUCAUAUGCCCACAUUUUGUGUAUUGAUACAUGUAUACAUGCAGUCAUAGAAAUGAAUUGAUAAAGAAUUCAAUAAUUGUAUCACAACUUUUAAUUUAUACUUAUUUCCUUAGUUUAAUCACUUUUUCUUGUUCACUUGUUUCCAUUGCAUUUAUUUAUCAACAUUCAAAGACAUUACGGGGUAAACUAAUAGAAAAAUAUUCUGUAUCUUUAUGUUUUGUUAGACUAAAGGGCCUAAUUGUUCAAAAUAUUGGAUAAUAAAAAAUGCUUUUGGUAUUUCAUGUUCUACUUUAACAUUAUGAUCUAACAUCAUGUUUUGAUUUGUUUUGUUUUUCACAAAAGACACUCACACUUUCACAAGUAUUUUGACUUAAUAGAUUAAGUAGUUGUCUCAAAUUAAUUGUUUUACUCUGAACAUCAGAGUAUUUGUUGACUAGCAUCAGGAAUCGAAACAGUUUUUCUGGUAUCUUUAAAGAUUUAUUGCAGAUAAUUUGAGCUAUUCAGACACAUUAACUUUGUUUUGUUUUCCUUUCUUUUUUUGAAUAAGUGCUUUUAAACAUGUGAUAUUUUGAUUGUAAGUUUAUGUUAAUACAAUCAUCAUUUUUAUGGUGUAAUCAUUAUUAUUGUAUGAAAAUGCUACCAUAAAUUUGAAAACAUUAAUUUUAGAACUUUCAGUAAACUAAAUCCUAAAUGUAAAUCCUAAAUUUAAUAAUUCGUUUUUCCCUUAUUAAAUACCCUGUAUGCAAAAUUGUGAUUUCAUCAUAAGGAAUUAUGGUUGUUAAAUAGAAAUUUUGCUUAUAGCCUAUUACUAAUUUAACUUUGAGUAAGUGAUAGUCGGUGUAAUAUAUUCAUUAUUGAUAGUUUGUUACAUAAUGAACUUACACUUAUUCAUUAAUAAAUUGUCUUGAAACUUGUAAAA